AUGAUAUUUCAAAAACGACCGGUUGAUUUGAAUGAAUUUGAAUCUAAUGAACGUUUGUUCUAUGAACAAUGCACCCCGUAUGCUUUCUCUCAAGUGAGAAAACAACUCAGCCUUGUUCCAAAGGUGGGAAAAUUUACCGAGCAGCCAUGUGGUGUCCACACUGUCACCACCAGUACAGGUGAUCAUUCCGUGACACCAACAUCGUGUCAAUGUAGCUUUGCAACAUCAAUGAAGUUGCCUUGCCGUCACAUGCUAGCCCUUAGAGGUAGUCUGGGACUACAGUUAUUUAGCCCUGAUCUCUGCGACAAAAGAUGGACAAAGUCGUACUUUUAUAAUUCUCAUCGGGUGUUUCGCCUCGGUGUGGAAGCAAUCAAUGAACAUAACAACACACAUCAUUCUGAUGACUUUAUUUCUGUAACCAUUCAAGAAUCGAGGCCCGCGGGGAAAAAGAUUUUAUCGCAACACGAGAAGUAUAGAAAAGCCUUUUCCAUUGCUCAAAAAAUCGCAACUGUUGCAAGCGAGGCUUCAGGAAAACAAUUCGAUGAGCGUCUUGCAUGCCUUAAAAAGUUAUUGGGUUCAUGGCAAGAAAGUGAGGAGGUUAAAAUAGAAAUAAGUCAAGAAAAGAACGAACCUUCGAUUCAUGAGUUUAAAGAGACCCUAAUUGAAAGCAAGCCCCCUGAAUGUACGCAAAUUGAGACUGAAUCUGACCAACAUAUGCCCCAAGAUAAGGAAAUUGGGAGCGAAUCUAGUCAACGUAUACCUCGAGAUAAAGCAGAAGGUAAUAAUAGUAAUAACUAAUAUCAGGGGGGGGGUUAGGGGGGUUAUAUUACUACCAAUGCCUUCCUUGAUUUAUAUUAUGCAUACCAGUAUAAAAUGUUACCCUAUUUGAUUAAUAAAUGCAAUAACGCUAAUCAUAUACCGUAUUACCGUUUUCAACGUUUAUCUUUCACUACUUUCAGUCGACGUUGUUAAGGAAGUCAAACUGCCACCAAAGAUGAAAGUUCGGGGAAGGCCCAAAGGGGCAGAUAUGACAGCAAUUGGGCUUCCAAAAAGACGAAAGCUCAAUAGUAAAAGACCAACUUUGUUGAUCAACAAAUCUCCAACAGAUAAGGCAGAAUGUGAGUAUCAUAUGUACUAUUUAAAGCACACGUAGGAGUGUUUUAUCACAUAUAAAACACGACGCGUAGCGGAGUGUUUUAUAUGUGAUACAACACGACUACAAGUGCUUUAAAUGGCUUCAAAAACGACUCAUCUUAUUCGAGUUCAUUGGCGAAGUAAUUUUUAAAAUAAACUUUGUCUAAACCGAGAAAAUCAAAGCUAAAGUUUAUGUAAAUUAACAUGAUUUUUUAUCACAUACAAAACCACGACACGCUUAUGAUUUUUCUUUGUGUUUUCCUCCUGAAUUAUUGAGUUUUUGAAAGUCUUAUAAGAUGAGCAAACUAAGCCAGACUAUUAUUCACAUAAUUUUAUUCUCAGUUUUGAUUGGCUAAUUUUCCUGUAAACUACUGUGAAUAAUAAAUACGUCGGCUGCAAAAAAAUGCCCGAGGUCUUGAAAAAAGUAUUACUAAGUAUUGUUAGUAUUAUUAUUAAGUACCUCUAUUUUGUCUUUCAGUUAUUUUAGGAAUGGUGACAUCACAAAAGUUCAUUAGUAAAGCAUUGUCUGAUGAUUAUCUUAUUGAAGCAUGUGACAUAUUCCGAUUGGAAAAAAUCCCAAAGAAAAUCGUUGAUGAGAUAGUUAACGUUUACCGAGUCAAAAAGUACUUCUCAACUGACGGUUGGAAUACUAUGAGUCAUCUAUUAGAGAAGAUAGCAAAUGAAGUGGGCUGGCACUGCAAAACCUGCUUGCGGGAAUUGAACGAGAAAGAAGAGCAAAUAGGCUGUGACGUUUGCCUUGAAUGGUUCCAUUUGACGUGCACUGGGAAAUCUGUACCACCAAAAACAAAGUCCUGGAUUUGUAGGAGCUGUUGUAGAGACUAUGAAAACACUUGA
Messenger RNA from Paramuricea clavata, 1989 nucleotides. The record is from the annotation of a GenBank genome assembly. Lineage: Eukaryota; Metazoa; Cnidaria; Anthozoa; Malacalcyonacea; Plexauridae.